This is a messenger RNA of Scomber japonicus (chub mackerel), 2182 nucleotides long. RefSeq names its product THAP domain containing 4 (gene thap4). NCBI's taxonomy places the organism in Eukaryota, Metazoa, Chordata, Actinopteri, Scombriformes, Scombridae. The record is from RefSeq and is a predicted model, not a curated record. The transcript has 4 exons. The coding region runs from base 876 to 1388 and encodes 170 amino acids.
ACAAACCAAAAAUUGUCAUAUGGGCCAUUCUGAGUGCACUGAAAGAUGUCAAUAAAGUGUGCAUUAUUUUAUCAAACCCCUUCUGCCUCUUUGUGUUGUGACAGUACUAAAUUAUUUCAGGAAAAGAUUAUCAUUAUUAGCCAAUGUCAUGUUCAUUCAAGGUCGUUUAUGCCUUUACAGUCUAAACUACAUCUCCCAGAAAGCACGUGUGCCCGGGCCGUCAUAAAAGCUACGUCACAUGAAGUGUCCUUGAGAAGCUUUUUUUCCCCCACCUGCAUUCUGUAAAGGCCCGCCCCUACUGUGACUCUGACCAAUCGAACCAACGAAGGCAGCGAGUGCAAGCCAAUUAGAGGCUGAGGAGGGCGAGUCUUUGCGGAAUGCGGCUGUGAAAGUAAAUAAGGACACAGACCGCAGUGUUAGAGUCGGGCAUUUGUUAUUUAUGCAAGUAAGUGAAACAACUUUACAUUGUCUGUGAACCUGAAAACUAAAACCAGGACCUAUGUAUGUUUGGGUCACCACGACACACUUCAUGACACCGCGACUGUCCGACUGGUCUUAUUGAGUCACCUUUAAAAAGGGCUUUUCGGGGAAAGUUUUUCCUUAUUGGGAACGAGGGUAUCAUAUGUUGUUUUGCUGUACAGAUUAUAAAUCCCCCUGAGGAAAAAGUUAUGACAGAUAUUAGCUGCGUGUAAUAGCAUGUGACUGCUAAACUGCUCUGUAUCAUGAUUUUAAGUAGGCCUAUAUAUUCAGCUCCAAAUUAUUAAGCAAACAGUAUAUUCUACAUUCAGAGUUUAUUAAUAUAAAAGAAACAUCAGGUUUUCUCAUAUAUUACUUGGCAUUAGAUCAAAACCUAAAUUUGCCCAUUACUGCCUCUAAUGACGUUUCUCAUGUUGUGGUUUUUAGUGGAGUUGAAUCCAGGCAUUCUUCCUCUCGACUGGCUUCUGGGUACCUGGGAAUCUGAUGAACCCGGAGAGGGCUGCUUUCCCACCAUUAAACCUUUUCACUACACAGAGACAUUACACUUCAGCCACGUUGGACAACCAGUCAUCAACUUCAUGUUCAAUGCUUUCCAUGCAGAGUCGAAGAAGCCUCUGCACAGAGAGUGUGGCUUCAUCCGAAUGCAGCCGGGAACCAACAGAGUGGCAUUCAUCAUCGCACAGAACUCAGGUCUGGUGGAGAUUGAGGAGGGAGAGCUGGAAGGGCAGCAGCUGAACCUGCAAAGCCAGACUCUGGGCAGGAUCUCUUUUGCCAGGAAGCCACAUGUACAGCAGAUCUCUCGGGUGUUUCAGCUCCGACCAGAUGGGAGGCUGGAGCAGACAGUUUCCAUGGCAACAGACAACCAGUCACUGAUGCAGCACUUGCACAUCACCUACCGUCGGUCAUCUUGACUCAAACAGGCUAUCAGGCUUCUAAUACAUACAGAUACCUUGGAGAAUAAAUGACAAAUGUUGCUUAGAAAAAUAUCAAUAACGAAAUAACUUUCUAAUUUAAUUAUUUAAAUCAAGUAUAAUGAAAAGUGUAAUUAUAAAUAAUAAUGCUUGAAUACAUUAAACACAGUAAAAACUGAAAGAUGUUAUUAACCAGGAAGCUUUGUUGGUAUCUGAGCUGAGUCUCAAUUACAAAAGAUUUAAGUUACAGUCAAAUUCAAACAUUUAAUUUCACAUUGUAUUUAAAUUACAUUGUUAAACUUAUAGGUGCUUUAAUUGUGUUCAUAUUAUUCGUCCAGAUAUUUAAUAUUUAAGUUGUAAAAGAUGAUGAAUUCAUGUUAAGUAUAUUGUUGUCUUAUCUUUAACCUUCAUUGCACUAAAAUUGAAAGGAAAAGUACCUGCGUUUUUUCUAGAGUCAAUGCACUAUCUGCAGGGAGAGAGAUUCAGAGUUAAUUUGUUCUCAUACUGGAUGACAUUGAAUGUAAAAGUAUGAUUAAUGCCAGAAAAUAUGACUUUGAGGUUUACAGAGUUGCUGUUAUUUGUUUCAAUAUGUCCAGGUUUUCUGUGCUGCUGGAUUAAUGUUUCUUGUAAACUGCAAAGAAGUCUACCUUCUGAAUAAUCAUUUAAAAUUGCCUGUCAAUUAAGUUUUUGCCUGUUUCUCAUUUUUUUUAUUUUUGCACAUUCUUAAACUCCACUGAAUCACAUGGCAGCUUCAUCUGCUGGUCACCAGUUUGUGUUCUUAACCACAAAGGAAA